CGCGUUUAAACCGUGCCGACCGCAACUGUUAUUGUGUUUAACCGUCUAGUUUAGGUUUCCAGAUUAUCUGAAUUCCAGACUUGUGUUGCUCUCACUUGUUUUCUUAAAUUGUUAAAUGUCAGCGCAUACUGUUUACUUGCUUUUGUUUACUUAUCGGUUACUUACUUUUUUUCGUUAACGUUAUGCAGUACUGCACAUCACCAUGCAACAUUCAAUAUAUUGUUCCAAUGUAGAAGCAAAAUUAUCAAGCACCUAAAGUUACGACGAAAUAUAAGAGGGAUCUACGGCCGUUCAUGCAGAGACCUUUAAAGAAAGUCAAUUUUUGCUUCAUUAUGCUUGAACGUCGCUCAAACUAAUUUUAGAACUGAAAUAUUUUGAUUAAUAACAACCACUAAAUACACAACUGUUUACUGCCUCAACCUGAGAGGUUCCAUUGACCAAAGUUGCAUAUCUUCCUCUUGCUUAGUGACUACAGGUCUGUAGUGAAUCUCGAAUAUAAGAAAAGUGGAUGGCCUGCGAGUGGUCUUUACGACAUGUGGCAUAUGGAGCAUCGUGGAUCAGCUGGUAUAGCAAUCCAGAUCUGUGAUAAUCUUACGAAUUAUUUCAGUGUGCUAGUAAAAAGUUCUAUAUGAGACGUGCAGCAGUUGACUCUCGGGAUGGGCAAAAUGAGUGAUUGCUAUCUCUGAUUUCUGUGAAAAUAUGGCAGCUCGAUAACUUGGCAUUUGAGAUCAGACGUGAUCAUUUCUUAGUUUCUGAAUCCCAAAAGUGUGGUCAUGACUUUAUGUACCAGUUUGAAAUAUGACUUUCUAGACGAUCAGUUGUUUAUCAAAGUCCUCGACCUUAACAUAUGAUCAACAAUUUUCUUAUCAUCUUGGGAACAUUAAUUUCGUUAUGUGAACUAUUGUACAUGUGGUUAAAAUUGUUUUUAAGGCUUGACUUAAAGAAUCCCAAGAAUGCGGGGGGAUUCUCUUCUUUCUGUUGUUAAAGGCACGUUAGUUUUCCAGUUACAGGAGAAUAUUAAUAUUGACCGCCUUGGUGGUCUAAAAUACGUACUAAAUGUAUUGUGCGAAUCUGGACACGUGGUUUUUCUCAUAUUCUUUUCAGGAGAAAAUAUUUUCUUCGUUGAUCGUCAUUUUGUUAGUCUUAUUUCCUUGUUACUGUAACAAACCAAAACGUUCGUUCACUGUCGACUACUACAAUCAUGUGUUUAUGAAAGAUGAUGCACCUUUUCAAUAUGUUUCCGGAAGUAUACAUUAUUUUCGCAUUCCGGAACAGUACUGGCACGAUCGACUUUUCAAAAUGAAGGCUGCUGGGUUGGAUGCCAUUCAGAUUUACGUACCAUGGAAUUUCCAUCAGCCCGAAAAGGAUGUAUAUGAUUUUGAUGGUGAUCGGAACUUGGGAAGGUUUUUGGAGCUGGCUUCAUCUUUAGAUCUGUUGGUAAUUGCACGAGUCGGACCAUACAUAUGUGCUGAAUGGGAUUUUGGUGGCUUACCAGCUUGGCUUUUGCGGUUUAAUCCGUUGAUGAAGUUACGCUCCAGUGAUCCAGAAUAUAUGAAGUUUGUGACGAUGUGGUUCAAUGUUUUGUUACCGAGUAUGAAACGUUUUCUCUAUGAAAAUGGUGGGCCGGUAAUUAUGGUGCAGUUGGAAAAUGAAUAUGGCUCCUAUUCAACAUGCGACGAAACAUACUUAAAAGAGCUUUACAAUUUAGCACGCUCACAUCUAGGGGAAAAUAUCAUAAUUUUUACAUCUGAUGGUCCAUCCAACGGCUUAUUAGAAUGUGGUUCAUCUGACAAACGCUAUCUAGCAACAGUUAACUUUGGUCCUACAACUGCUCCUGUACUUGAGGUUUUCAAAGUAUUGGAGGAUUUCCGACAGAAUCAACCCUGGGUAAAUAGUGAAUAUUAUGUUGGUUGGUUAGACGUGUGGGGCGGGGAUCAUCAUAUUACUAAUCCUGAAUGGGCAGUGGAUGGACUAAAUCAUCUAAUCAGCUACUCAAUGAGAGUCAAUGUAAAUAUGUAUAUGUUUCACGGUGGAACUAAUUUUGGAUUUUGGAACGGUGGUGCAAGACCUGAAUCAUCAAUUACAAGUUAUGAUUAUGAUGCUCCAAUCAGUGAAGCUGGUGAUAUAACAAGAAAAUAUAUGAUAAUAAGAGAUCUACUUUUCCGGAGAAAAGGCACCGAACCACCGGAGUUACCAAGAAAUACUACAAAGAUUUCGUAUGGUCGUGUUAAUAUGAAAUUUGAAUCUCAUCUUCUAGAAAAUAAAGCUCCUGUUACUCAUUCUGCGUUUCCUCUGAUUAUGGAAAGUUUGCGACAGUAUGACGGCUUCAUGAUUUAUUCAGUCACUGUAACAGUCCCACGCAAUGGAUCUAUUUUUCUGGAGUUCUUUGGUAUCUCAGACAUAGCGCAUAUUUAUACUGGAGAUAAAUCUGGGCAUUAUACAUUUCAUGGCUCAAUACGAUAUAAAAAUAAAACGUUUCAAUUAAACAACAUGCAUGACGUAAGUAACCUUACUAUAAUUGCUGAAAAUGCUGGACAUAUUAAUUAUGGAUCUAACAUGUAUUCGGAUGUAAAGGGUAUUACUGGACCGGUAAUAUUGAAUGGAAAAGAACUUCGAGAUUGGACAAUGAUUCCAAUUAGAGAUCCGUUUGCUAUAGUGAGCACAAACAAAAUGAAACAUUUUCUGUCAGAAAAGAAGUGGCCAGUACCUGGAUCUAUUUAUCAUGGGGCAUUCAUUGUUGAGGAUUUGGGAGAUACUUUCAUCCAACCUGAUAGUUUUGUGAGGGGAAUAAUAUCAGUUAAUGGUCAUCAUGUAGGACGAUUUGAUCAGCAACAAGGACCACAGUUUCGACUGUAUGUACCGAAAACAUUUUUAAAACUGGGUAGAAAUCAUAUAACAAUCACAGAAUUACGAGGUCCUAUAAAAGAUAAUCCACAUCAUGUCCAUAUCACAUUUCAUGAUCAAAUGCUUUGGAAGUAA
Schistosoma mattheei is the source of this 2979-nucleotide messenger RNA. The record is from the annotation of a GenBank genome assembly. Lineage: Eukaryota; Metazoa; Platyhelminthes; Trematoda; Strigeidida; Schistosomatidae.